GGCCGCAGAAGUGGGCAGACCACAGGCGUCACUACCUGCAUGAGCCACCGCUAACCGGCUAGCGUGGCCUGUGGGGCAGGCGCCCAAAGGUUGGGGUACGAGUAAGAUCAACCGAGGCAACUUGCGGAGUGCAUCUCUCCUCCGGCGCGCGGUACAAUGGCCAUCUGCUACUUCUCCCCUUCCGUACUUUUCUAUCGUCUGCGACCAGAUCGAUUACUACGUUCCCAUCCAUUUUCGCCAACUUAGAUAGAUCCAUUGACCAAGAUGAAGGGCAUUCAGAUUAAGGAGUACGUCAAGGGACCGGAGGAUUUGAAAGUCCAGACCUUCCCAGAUCCUUCGCCAAAAGAGGACGAAUACCUGAUCGCCAUCCAUGCCUCCGCCACCAACUUCUUCGACCUGUUGCAGAUCCGCGGCAAAUACCAGCACCAGCCACCUUUUCCUUGGAUCGCUGGCUCUGAAUUCUCGGGCGUAGUCCUGAAAGCACCCUCUUCGCUGCCGGGCGGCCGGAAGCCUCUCUACAAAGUUGGCGACAAGGUGUUUGGUGCAAGCCAAGGCGGAUAUGCGACGCACGUUGCAUGCUUGGAGAAGGCGUUGAAGCCUGUCCCGGAAGGUUGGAGCUUCGACGAGGCUGCGGGCAUGUUUGUGACUGCACCCACCAGUUACGCAGGUCUAGUCACAAGGGCAAACAUCAAGAAGGGCGACUGGGUACUUGUCCACGCAGCAGCCGGUGGUGUCGGACUUGCUGCUGUCCAAAUUGCCAAGGCCUUCGGCGCAACCGUCAUCGCGACUGCCGGCACUCAGCACAAGCAAGACAUUGCCUGCAAAUUUGGAGCCGACUACGCCAUCGAUUACCGAAAGCCAGACUGGCCGGAGCAGGUCAAGAAGCUGACACCCAAAGGCCGUGGUGUCGAUAUUGUGUAUGAUCCUGUGGGCCUCAUCGCGCAGUCGAUGAAGUGCACAGCAUGGAACGGCAGGCUGUUAGUUGUUGGAUUCGCCGCUGGCGAUAUUGAGAAGAUGGCGACAAAUCGCAUCCUGCUGAAGAACGUCAGUGUCGUCGGGCUGCAUUGGGGCAUGUACGCCGUCAAUGAGCCCGAGAUGGUCGACAAGGUGUGGGAGGGUAUCUUUGAUCUGGUUCGGCAAGGCAAGUACAGGGGCACGUGCUACACUGAUACCGAGUACGUUGGUCUCGAGAGCGUGCCGGCUGCAUUGAAGGCAUUGGGCGGUCGUGAUAGCUGGGGUAAAGUUGUCAUCAAGGUGCCGCAGGAGGGACAGAGCAAGAUCUAGGCUGUGGUAGCUAUUGAUCGAGCUUCCAUAUCGCCGGUACCGAAUUGGGCUUUCGAGGCAUGCUCCCCUUGCGUAGUGUGAAUGUGCUAUGAGCGAUACGUGGACGUUCGCCAAUCCGAUGUCUCUAACAUUGGCACACCUUAUUAGCAACCGACCGCAUGAAGCCAGACUUAAAAAAAAAUUGUUUCCAAAUCUCGCCGUCCGAGUUGGAGGCCUGGGGUGAUUAGAGGGCGCCUGCAGGUGCCAAGACUAAAUCGCGCUAGUGCUCCAUCGUUCUUUGAGGCAGUCGCCGCCCGUCGCGAACACGAC
This is a messenger RNA of Boeremia exigua, 1593 nucleotides long. Its product is annotated as zinc-binding alcohol dehydrogenase-like protein. Gene Ontology annotation, molecular function: zinc ion binding; oxidoreductase activity. The record is from RefSeq and is a predicted model, not a curated record. The transcript has 3 exons. Lineage: Eukaryota; Fungi; Ascomycota; Dothideomycetes; Pleosporales; Didymellaceae. Bases 265 to 1284 code for a protein of 339 amino acids. Gene Ontology annotation, cellular component: mitochondrion.